Molecule: messenger RNA, 1680 nt
Organism: Penicillium expansum
Lineage: Eukaryota; Fungi; Ascomycota; Eurotiomycetes; Eurotiales; Aspergillaceae
Product: Arsenical-resistance protein ACR3
Exons: 6
Coding region: 1-1680 (559 amino acids)
Biological process (GO): antimonite transmembrane transport; arsenite transport
Cellular component (GO): plasma membrane
Molecular function (GO): antiporter activity; antimonite transmembrane transporter activity; arsenite transmembrane transporter activity
Source: RefSeq, a predicted model, not a curated record
AUGUUCUCAAGUCUCGGUCUCCUUGACCGGUUUUUGGCAAUAUGGAUUUUUCUUGCCAUGGCGAUCGGAAUCAUCCUGGGCAACUUUGUCCCAAGCACAGGCCCUGCCCUACAAAGGGGAAAAUUCGUGGGAGUCUCUGUUCCCAUAGCUGUGGGUCUUCUCGUCAUGAUGUACCCUAUCCUGUGCAAGAUUCGGUUUGAAUCCCUGCAUCAUGUUUUCCGAGCGAAGGAUAUUUGGAUCCAGAUGGCCUUCAGUAUUCUUCUAAAUUGGAUUAUUGCCCCUUUUCUUAUGUUGGCCUUGGCUUGGGCGUUUUUGCCCGACGAGCCAGAAUUGCGACAGGGACUGAUCAUUGUUGGAUUGGCACGAUGCAUUGCCAUGGUGCUAGUUUGGACAGGAUUAGCUGGAGGCGACAACGAAUAUUGUGCCAUCCUCGUCGCUCUCAACUCAGUGCUACAGAUGGUUCUUUUCGCUCCAAUGGGGGUAUUCUUCAUCAGCGUCAUCAGUGGCGAUCCAGUCACAUUCGAAUAUUCAACAGCUGCCAAAAGUGUUGCGGUGUUUCUCGGAAUACCUCUAGGGGCCGCUAUCAUCACGCGUUUCGUGCUGCGACGAAUCUCUGCGAAAUGGUAUGAUGAAACCUUUCUUAAAUGGCUUAGCCCAUGGUCUCUCAUCGGUCUGUUGUUCACAAUCCUUGUGUUAUUCGCCUCGCAAGGUCGACAUGUGGUCCACCAAAUCGUCUCCGUGGUCCGAGUCGCAGCACCGCUCAUUGUCUAUUUCCUGAUCAUCUUCUUUGCGACCCUCCUUGUCGCAUACAAAUUGGGAUUCGGCUACAAGUUAGCCGCUGUGCAGAGCUUUACGGCUGCUAGCAACAAUUUUGAAUUGGCGAUUGCUGUUGCGGUGGCGAUGUUUGGUGCGGAUAGUAACCAGGCUCUUGCUGCGACUGUUGGGCCUCUCAUAGAGGUUCCUGUUCUGUUGGGUCUGAGCGAAGAUCUCGCCCGUAUUCGCAAUAAUCAACGGCGAUCAAGGGCAAAACGACUGGAAUAUAUUCGGGAGUUAGAGGAAAAAGCAAAGAAAUACGACGAUAUAAUUGGAUCGAAAUCUCCGCCAUCGCUAUCAGCAUUUGAUAAAUUGCAAUCUGAAAAUGCUUGGAUGAGAGGGUUAUUGGUCACCCUAGGCAUCAAUUUCAACUCUGUGGAUGCACCCCCCGGAAGCAUUCACGAUAGCGAACCCAAUAUGGUAUCAGCGAUCACAGGAUCCUUAGCUGGUAACGUGGAGACUCAGCAACGUAUGGAAACUCCAACCCCAUUGUCAUUCUGGGAUCAAUGGGAUUCGUCGGGUCUAUCGCCUGACAUGGGGUUGGAUUUCAACAUCCCGUUACUAUCGAACGAGAUCAAUGAUUUUGCCAAUCUGGAUCUUCCCUUGGCAGACCUGGCAGAACCGAAUCUUGGUGCUUGGCAGUAUCAUGAAACCCAGGAGUGCACCGAGACAAGCACUCCGAGUAACAUGAAUACAACUCUGUGCUCUUUAGCAUGUCAAUGGGUGAUCCAAUGCAAUACCAAAGGUGUGGAAUUGGAUGUGUUGUACUUUCGGAUGGAGCGUGGUUUCAAACAAGGCAAUAGUCCCUUGGAAGGAUGCAGGGUGGAUAACCAAGUGCUUCUUAAGGUUUUAACGGAAAUAUCUUGA